Dentiscutata heterogama is the source of this 351-nucleotide messenger RNA. NCBI's taxonomy places the organism in Eukaryota, Fungi, Glomeromycota, Glomeromycetes, Diversisporales, Gigasporaceae. The record is from the annotation of a GenBank genome assembly.
AUGCAUAAAUACCUUGCUGCAAUCUUUAAUCAUAAAGAGUCAUAUUCUUGUGUAAAACUAAGUCUUGAAAUAUCACAACAAGUUUUUCAACAUGUCUCUAAGCAAGGACAACGAAAAUACAUACCAAUUCUUAUUAAUGAUGAGGAUGUACAAAGUUCUUGCUUGCAUUUUAUCUAUACUAUGGGUGAAAGAAUAAUUGCUGAAAAAUUUCAGAAUUAUGUUCAGAACAAUGUUUUACCACAUGUUACUAGUUCUCGUAAACAAAUUACUCAGCCAAUAAUCUUUCUUGAAGAUCUUCCUCCUGAUGAUUCUAAUUAUAUCUUUCAUGGUCAACCAAAGGGUAUUCAACAA